Mercenaria mercenaria is the source of this 3596-nucleotide messenger RNA. RefSeq lists its product as uncharacterized. Bases 1 to 1140 code for a protein of 379 amino acids. Gene Ontology annotation, biological process: generation of catalytic spliceosome for second transesterification step. The transcript is spliced from 6 exons. The record is from RefSeq and is a predicted model, not a curated record. NCBI's taxonomy places the organism in Eukaryota, Metazoa, Mollusca, Bivalvia, Venerida, Veneridae.
AUGGCGCGUAACGAAGAAAAACAUGCCGGAAGACUGAAUAGGUUGUGGCUGCAGCGUUUAGACGAAGAAAAUGCCCAGAAGAAUCCUCCUCGUCCUGGUCUAGGUUCCUUACAUACUGCAGAACAAGUGAAGAAAUGGAUGCCAAGUAUUAAAAAAGACAUUGAUUUUUACUUAAAGCAAUCACAGGUUGGCUGUUAUCCAGAGAGGAAGAUUGCCGAGUUCUCAGAGAAGAUUGAAGGUCUAACAAAGGAGUACAAAGCUUACCUGAGGAAGUACAGAGAACUUGAGGGAGACAGGGACAGUACACCUUGGUCUGAUAAACCAUAUAGUAGAAAGCAUAAAACUACAAAAGAACCAGCUAUAGACUGUGAUGAUCUUGAAGAACCCCUACAGAAGUUGGCAAGAAAUUCAGAGGCUCCACAGAACUCAGAAAAGACAACAUUUGUCCCGAUAUCACUUCCUGUUCUUGAGAAAGAUAUCUGUAAUGCAGAUAUUUAUACUUACAACAUUGUGAACACUGAAGUACCUGCAGUUAGUGAUCUGGAUGCUGAUACUAGAGAUAAACCAUUAGAGUUUAAUUGGAACAAAAACAUGAAAGCUUUGGAAUAUCAUUCUGAAGUGGAAAAAGAUUGUCUCAGUGAUCAAUUGCAAAAUGAACCUCUAAACUUUCAGUGGAGAAAGAAUGACUCAAGUGGUUGUUCCAGGUGUUCAGAUAAGUGUUCCAAGUGUCCAGAUGAGUGUUUUAAGAGUUCAAGUGGCUGUUUAAAGCAUUCUAGUGAAGGUUCAGAUAGUUUGAAAAAAUGUCCAAAGAAUUUGUAUGAAUUUCCUAAAGAAUUGUGUAAAUGUUCCAAGAAUCUAUGUACAUGUUGUAAGAAUUUAUGUAGAUGCACAAAUUGUGAUGGCUGUAGAAAGACUAUAAAUGAUAAUUUAUUAAAUGAGAGGGAAGUUAAUUUUUCAAAUUCUGGUAUGCACCAGACAAAGUCUAGAGAGACGUUUGCAGAAAAUAUAAAUGUUUUGGACAGCACCAGUACAUAUGUGCCAGGAAGUGCGACAAAGGACAAAGUUGUGAAUAAAGAUAUUGGGAAUGUCCUUAAUUUGCCUUAUUCUGAUUCAUCCAGUGAUGAAGACAACGGGAAGUGAUAUAUACAAGAUAUCUUGAAAUCACUUUGAAAUAGAAUGAAUUAGUGACAUAUAACAAUGUUUCACCUGUAACUGGCACUGAAAUAGGAUGAUUGAGGGACAUCUGUCAUUGGCACUAACUAUGUUUGCAUCUAGAAUUAUAUGCAAGUGAAUUGUGUCUCAGUGAUUUAUACAUCAGCCUUCCUACAGAAUAUUUCUGUGAUUUCCUGAUACAAGACAAUGGUAGCAGAGACCUGAUGGUAUAUGAGAGGAUGUAUUUUGGCCUCCAAUCUUUGGUAAACACCCAUGAAUGUUUCAACAACCUGGUUAUAUUGAGAAUGUGUCACUGAGACUGUCAGAGGUUCUUGCUGAUAUUGGAGUGAAUAAGAGGAAUGUGCUGAAGAGAAGAAGAGCAUUACCACUAUGUAUACAUUAUCAUGCCAAAUAAAAGAUGUGAAUGGUUUAGUAUACAUUUCAGGCAGUAAGUCAGAGGGUACAACUACACUGAGACUCAAUUCAGACACUGGCAUACUAUUCUGUAUAAUGAAUUUCAUAUUAUACAGGAAUGAUGUGAAUUGGAAUCUGUUGUACGUAAUUACUUGAUGAUCCAGGAUGAGACUUUAUCAUCUGGUGUCUGUCUCCUUCAGUGCUCUUGUUUCUGACAAUAAUGUAACUAAUGAACAUCACUUCAGAAGCAGGAAGGAUACUGUUCUGGAUUCAGCAGCUGCUGAACAUCUUCAAGGAGUGAAUAUAAUUAAACACAAUUAUGUCAGAAACUGGAGAAAAAAAAUUAGGAGGCAUACCCUUACCCAGGCAAGAACAUUGGAGAAAAAGAAUAACUACAGCAUCCUGUCAGUGUGAAUGAAUAAAUUGUGUUCUUCAUGAACUACGACAUGAAAUGUUCAGAACUACACAAGAGGACAUAGCUUUCAGAGACUGAGGUGAUAACUAGAUGGACUGGGCUGUUUUGUAUUCUCUCCCUUGCCUCUGCUUUCUGCACUACAACACCUACAGCUUUUUUGGAGGCAUGAAAAUAAACAAGUGGCACUUCCUAACUGACCAGGAACAAAACCAUGGAUAGAGGGAAACAACCCUGAACUUACUUGGUAAGUGUGUAUGGAACAAAAGGAUGGAACGAUUGACGCUUAAGGAAGUUACUUAUUGUCCAAAGGAAAAGAAACAAUACUUCUAAGUUUUACAUCUGUAGACUUUUAUCUGUUAUAGUGAAUAACAAUGAUUCUUGAAUAAACAGAUCCUUUCAACACUGAAAAUUAUAGAAAUAUUUCUGUAUUAAGGAGUACUAAGUUACCAUAAAAAAUCUCCUUUUUGGCUCGACUAAAAGAGGUAUGGAGAGCUGUCCUGCUCGACCCGAUGUUGGUGUUAGCGUCUUUCCAGGUCUGCACUUUGGUUUAAGGUUUGAUGAUCUCUGUAAUUACUUGAUGGAUUUGUUUCAAACUUAAAAUAGUUAUUCCUCAUCAUCACCCACAUCAAAUGGCACAGGGGUGGCUGUCUUCUUCAUUAAUCAUUAUUUUAAAUGAAACACUGACACUCCUGUGCGAUAGUGUUGCAUAUUAUAAACAAUAAACUUAGCUUUGACAAAAAUAAUAACUCCAUGUAUAAACAUCGGACAUUGAAUAAAAUCAAUUGCAAACAAAGCUAUCCGUCAAAAAAUGUUUACCCCACCCACUUGAAAGAAACCUACGUUUGUAGGCAUGCCGGACCGAACAUUAAAUAUGAAAUAAACAGGAAUCUUGCUUCCUUCCAAGAUGUAUAAAAUUUAUUUAUUUUUAUAGCUCUUUGCUUCCUUUUAUCAAUGUGCAGCUGUUGAUAUAUUUUUCUUGUAUCCAGUCUGUUCUACAUUGCUUUGGAUUCAAAAUCCCGAAAAAUAAUUAUUUUGAAAAGUGUCCCAAAAAUACACACAAUAUUCAUUAUUCAACCUACCUGUUUUUAAAGUGGAAAAAAAAAAACAUUAACAAUUAUCGGUAAUUAUUCUGUUGAUAAACUAAGUAAUUGGCCUUGUUUUCAUCAUCAAUUAAAACCCCCUCAAAGAGCUAAAAGAAGUGUGUCGGUAUCGUUGCAUCUGAAGUGGAGAUCAAAGCGGUAUAGUUGCCAGAGUUUGUCAUGGCAUUACGUCAUGUUUUCGCGCCAUGUGACAUAUCACUGUCUGAUCGUUCCGCCUCGGUUCUUUAAAUUGCUGAGAAGAAAUCAAUAAAAACAGUUUCUUCUUUAAUUUUUUGUUGAAAGCGAAUGUGCAAUAUCCCUUAUUAACUGACAGGUAAAUGUGUCAAACGAUAAUAGUAGAUAUCCUACCUCUGUGACCUAUUUGCCCUCAAGGAAUUUACAUUAUUGUGAGAAGAAUAUCUUACAUAGUGUCGUGUCAAAAACUAAAUGUACAAAGAUUCAUUUAAAACUUAUUAAAAACCACUUCAAAAUUCACCUGUGCCAGCUUAAGGUCAAGGUCACAACUAGAAUGUUUA